AUCGUUGUUGAUGAAGAAGAGGAUAUGGGCGACGUCGUAUCGGCACGUCCAAGGCGUGUGUCCGAGUUGACGCAAAUGAAACAACAGAAACCAAUCCCGAAAGCGUCAGUGUUCUGCAAUAAGAUCGUCAAUCAUUCAUAUUUCACGAAUAGCGUUUUGAUAUGCAUCUUGGUAUCGAGUGCUAUGUUAGCCGCAGAGGACCCACUUGAAGCACAAUCGCCACGUAAUACGAUUUUAAACUACUUCGAUUACUUCUUCACGACCGUUUUCACAGUGGAGAUAACUCUGAAAGUAGUUGUUUACGGGUUGGUCUUCCAUAAGGGUUCAUUUUGUCGGAACGCAUUCAACCUAUUGGAUAUUCUCGUUGUUGCGGUAUCGUUGGUUUCUUUUGUGCUCAAAUCAGACGCCAUCUCAGUGGUCAAAAUUCUCCGUGUUCUCAGAGUGUUGCGUCCACUGAGAGCAAUCAACAGAGCCAAAGGACUGAAACACGUAGUACAGUGUGUGAUCGUGGCGGUGAAGACUAUCGGUAAUAUCAUGCUGGUCACCUUCAUGCUCCAGUUCAUGUUCGCCAUUAUUGGUGUUCAACUGUUCAAGGGAACCUUCUUCAAAUGCAACGACGAAUCAAAGAUGACCGAGCAAGAAUGCAGAGCCACCAUCGACAGGGUCAUUCACGUACCAGAAAAAAUUACUUAUAAAGUUUUAUUGAACGGCAUAUUGCGCCUUUAA
This is a messenger RNA of Anisakis simplex (herring worm), 726 nucleotides long. The record is from the annotation of a GenBank genome assembly. NCBI's taxonomy places the organism in Eukaryota, Metazoa, Nematoda, Chromadorea, Rhabditida, Anisakidae.